This is a messenger RNA of Nomascus leucogenys (northern white-cheeked gibbon), 2176 nucleotides long. It is a transcript of the gene RAB8A, whose product is annotated as RAB8A, member RAS oncogene family. Lineage: Eukaryota; Metazoa; Chordata; Mammalia; Primates; Hylobatidae. Gene Ontology annotation, molecular function: GTPase activity; GTP binding. Gene Ontology annotation, cellular component: endosome; synaptic vesicle; trans-Golgi network transport vesicle. The record is from RefSeq and is a predicted model, not a curated record. Gene Ontology annotation, biological process: neurotransmitter receptor transport to postsynaptic membrane; Golgi vesicle fusion to target membrane; protein secretion.
GUGCCGGCCAAUGGGAGGUGCGCUAGGGCUGCUUCCGGCUCCGCGCUCCGCUCGCCCCCUCCCAAGGUCUCCCCGCGACUGGCGGGACGCAGGGGCGGGCGUCGGCCGCGGUGACGCGCAGCGGGCCUGGAGCCAAUAAGGGGCGGGCUCGGUGCUGAUGGACGGUGCUGGUGGCCAGUGGAAAGGCGCUGGCCGCACUUCCCGUCGGGGAGAGAGUGUAAUAUGGCGAAGACCUACGAUUACCUGUUCAAGCUGCUGCUGAUCGGGGACUCGGGGGUGGGGAAGACCUGUGUCCUGUUCCGCUUCUCCGAGGACGCCUUCAACUCCACUUUUAUCUCCACCAUAGGAAUUGACUUUAAAAUUAGGACCAUAGAGCUCGAUGGCAAGAGAAUUAAAUUGCAGAUAUGGGACACGGCCGGUCAGGAGCGGUUUCGGACGAUCACAACGGCCUACUACAGGGGCGCGAUGGGCAUCAUGCUGGUCUACGACAUCACCAAUGAGAAGUCCUUCGACAACAUCCGGAACUGGAUUCGCAACAUUGAGGAGCACGCCUCUGCAGACGUCGAAAAGAUGAUACUCGGGAACAAGUGUGAUGUGAAUGACAAGAGACAAGUUUCCAAGGAACGGGGAGAAAAGCUGGCCCUCGACUAUGGAAUCAAGUUCAUGGAGACCAGCGCGAAGGCCAACAUCAACGUGGAAAAUGCAUUUUUCACUCUCGCCAGAGACAUCAAAGCAAAAAUGGACAAAAAAUUGGAAGGCAAUAGCCCCCAGGGGAGCAACCAGGGAGUCAAAAUCACACCAGACCAGCAGAAAAGGAGCAGCUUUUUCCGAUGUGUUCUUCUGUGAGGAACACCGCCUUACUCUGAGCCUCGCUCGGCCCAGCUGACUGUGCCUGUUCUGAGUGAGCCCUUCACUCAGCCGGGGCCCUCCCACCUCCAAUGCCCCGCCCAUGCCGCGGCCACCAGGCCCACGGCCACCAGAAUGCAAUUGAGAAAUCGUUUAUUUUAGUAACUGUCUGAUCUUUUUCAACUUUGGAGAUGGAAUAAGUUAAAAAUUUGCUAUUUUUCCUGUAACGUCUGCUGAACGGGCCCACCCACACGUUGUAUAUCCAGAGAGAGAGAGGGAGUCAAGGUGCGACCGUUGACCAUAGCCAGUGUCAGGCCUCUGCGUCUGGGCCUUUGCUUUGUGGCCUCACUGCAACACAAAGCUCCACCAGGAGGCUGGUUCACGUCCCCCACCACGGAAGCGAGGUCCCAGAAGGCCAGCAGUGGUUCCAGGAGCAACAGGUCCCAAACCCUGAGCAAGGCAACCCAUCGCCAGGCCCGGGAAGCAUCACCCAGGAGAUUUUGGCGCCCACUUCCACCUCUUCUCUCAGUUUUGGACAAGUGACAAACCAUUUUGCCCCCUCACUCUUCUUUUUUAACUGUUAAACCAAAGGAAAGCACAAAUGAAGGAAAUCCUUGUAAAGCGUUGAGAAGGAAAGAAGCCUGGAGCAGUCUCUCCUGUCCACAGCCAGGGGUUAGGUCCGCAGGCCCAUCUGCGGUCCCCAUUGAGCAUCAAGGGGACGCCGUGUGUGCUACAAGUGACCCCGAAAACAGCCACAGCCGUCACAUGGUCCUCCUGAAGUUGGGGCACCCUCCUCUCAGCACCAAAAUGGCCCCCACUCCUUCAUGUCCUCCUGCUGUCUCCAAAUCGGACGUUCUUUCUAGCUGAGAUUUUUAUUUUUCCACAUCUGUAGUGCCAUGAAGCAGUUCUGUCUUUGACUUCCAAUGGCAAACCUGGGUGAUCGGGUAUAAGCACGUUGUACCCUUGGCUGGACAUGGCCAAGACACGAGGCAUUCCACGGUGGCAGGCUGACCGCACAGCAGUCUGGCUUGAUUUUCAGCCGUCAUCAUUGGGUUCUGUUUUGACAGCUCUGCUGUCCCGUAGGGACUGCGAUUGGGACCAGGUCAACCAAGCCAGAGGGGUGUCACCAGCCUUUUCUUUUUUUCUUUUUUUUUUUUUUUUUCCUCCUUAAGCUGCUGUCGAUCCAAACCAUUGGCAUCAUCGUUUCUUUUGAAUUAAACCAACAUAUCAGCAAUAGUCUGCUCUCCCCGGGAAUCUCUAACAUGCUCUGUUUACAUCGAUAAAUGCACUUAAGGAAAACCAACAAAUUAAAGCUCAUCUUAAAGUCCAA